AGUACAACAUAGUAAACAUAUUUAAUAUAUAAGCAAACAGAAGGAGACAAUGCGAGGUACAAGGAGUCUCAAAGGAGCUGACUUUUUUCAUACUAUUUGAAUCGAAAGCUCUCUCUGAAGAAGAGUGCAAAUUUUUCAUACUGAUUGUCAUCUUCUUUUCAUAGAAGAGUUAAUUGGGUAAACAGAAUAGUAAGAACAAAAUAAUGAAGUUAACGCCAAGAGAGGUUGAAAAAUUAGGUCUUCACAAUGCUGGGUUCCUCGCUCAGAAGCGUCUUGCUCGCGGUUUGAAGCUCAACUAUACUGAAGCGGUGGCUCUUAUAGCCACACAGAUUUUAGAAUUUGUCCGAGAUGGUGACAGAACUGUGGCAGAAUUGAUGGACUUAGGGAAACAAUUCUUAGGAAGGAGACAGGUUCUCUCUGCUGUUCCACAUCUCUUGGAGACAGUACAGGUUGAGGGGACCUUUCCUGAUGGUACUAAAUUAAUAACCGUUCAUGAUCCAAUCGCAAGCGAAAAUGGAAAUCUGGAGCUAGCUUUACAUGGUUCUUUUCUUCCAGUGCCUUCAUCAGACAAAUUUACUAGCGUAGAAGAUGAUGAGAAUCCUGGUGAAAUAAUACAUGGAUAUGGGGACAUUAUGCUUAAUCUAGGAAGGAAAGCAGUUGUUAUCAAAGUUACCAAUACUGGAGACAGGCCGGUUCAGGUUGGCAGCCAUUAUCACUUCAUCGAGGUUAAUCCCUUCUUAGUUUUUGAUCGAAUGAGAGCAUAUGGGAAGCGCCUCAAUAUACAAGCUGGAACAGCCACAAGAUUUGAGCCUGGGGAAUGCAAAAGUGUUGUACUUGUAAGCAUAGGAGGUAAUAGAGUAAUCAGAGGAGGCAAUGGCAUUGUAGAUGGUCUAGUUGAUGAUGCCAGGUGGGAAGAAGUCUUAAGAGCUUUAAAUGAAAGAGGAUUUGGAAAUAAGGAAGAAGCAAAUGCUAGUGAAGGUAUUACUGGAGAAGGCUUACCUUUUGACAUGGUAGUUUCUCGUGAGGCAUAUGCUAACAUGUAUGGUCCUACUACUGGAGACAAAAUUCAGCUAGGUGAUACUGAUUUGUAUGCUGAAAUAGAAAAAGAUUUUUCUGUUUAUGGCGAGGAGUGUGUGUUUGGUGGUGGAAAAGUUAUAAGAGAUGGGAUGGGACAGUCAUGUGGGCAUCCAACAGCCGGCUCUUUAGAUACUGUUAUUACUAAUGCUUUGGUAAUUGAUUAUAGUGGAAUAUAUAAAGCUGAUAUUGGUAUCAAAGAGGGUCUUAUUGUUUCCAUUGGGAAAGCUGGGAAUCCAGAUAUUAUGGAUGGUGUAUCUCCCAACAUGAUCAUUGGGGUCAACACUGAGGUUAUUGCAGGUGAAGGAAAGAUUUUAACUGCAGGGGGCAUAGACUGUCAUGUACAUUUUAUAUGCCCUCAAUUGGCAUAUGAAGCAAUAUCAAGUGGCAUCACAACUGUUGUGGGAGGUGGAACUGGACCUGCAGAAGGAACUCGUGCAACAACUUGCACCCCGGCACCUUUCCAAAUGAAACUAAUGCUGCAAUCAACUGAUGAGCUGCCUUUAAAUUUCGGUUUUACAGGAAAGGGUAACAGUUCCAAACCUGAUGAGCUACAUGAAAUAAUCAAAGCCGGGGCAAUGGGACUGAAGCUGCAUGAGGACUGGGGAACUACUCCUGCAGCAAUAGACAAUUGUUUGACUGUUGCAGAACAAUAUGAUGUUCAGGUUAAUAUCCAUACAGAUACCUUGAAUGAAUCUGGAUUUGUGGAACACACAAUUGCUGCUUUUAAAGGAAGAACAAUUCACACUUAUCAUAGUGAAGGCGCAGGUGGAGGUCAUGCUCCUGACAUCAUUAAAGUAUGUGGUGUGAAAAAUGUCUUGCCAUCAUCAACGAACCCCACACGGCCUUACACAUCGAAUACCAUAGAUGAGCAUCUUGACAUGCUGAUGGUCUGCCAUCACCUUGACAAGAACAUCCCAGAAGAUGUAGCUUUUGCUGAAUCAAGAAUAAGGGCAGAAACAAUUGCUGCAGAAGAUAUUUUGCAUGAUAUGGGCGCGAUUAGCAUUAUAUCUUCUGAUUCACAGGCGAUGGGACGCAUUGGGGAGGUGAUUACUAGAACUUGGCAAACUGCUCACAAGAUGAAAUCACAAAGAGGGUCAAUUGACCCAACUGGAUCAAACAAUGACAACCUUCGGAUCAAACGAUACAUUGCAAAGUAUACUAUAAAUCCAGCAAUAGCUAAUGGGAUUUCUCAGUAUGUUGGCUCAGUUGAGGUGGGUAAGUGGGCUGAUCUUGUGCUGUGGAAGGCACCAUUUUUUGGAGCAAAACCAGAGAUGAUCAUCAAAGGUGGUGUAAUUGCAUGGGCUAAUAUGGGUGAUCCAAAUGCAAGCAUCCCCACACCUGAACCGGUGUUGAUGAGACCCAUGUUUGGAGCAUUUGGCAAGGCUGGUAGUGCCAACUCCAUUGCAUUUGUCAGCAAGGUUGCUUUAGAAAAUGGUAUUAAAACCUCAUAUGGACUCAACAAAAGUGUAAAAGCAGUGAGCAAUGUGAGGAGUCUGACCAAACUGGACAUGAAGCUGAAUGAUGCCCUCCCAGACAUCACGGUGGACCCGGAGACAUACACAGUCACAGCAGAUGGUGAGGUUCUGACCUGUGCUGCAGCCACCACAGUUCCACUAUCUCAGAACUACUUCCUCUUUUAGGCUCAUUACUAGUUUAUCUUAAUAUCAUAGUAGUUAAGCAAAUUAUCAUGAUGUGCCAGGGGCAAAACAAAAUAAAGAAUAAAGAAUCCAUGUUUUGUGAUCUAUAUAUUAUAUCUGUCUCUUGAAUUUGUGCACAGACAGAGAUGUAACAAAAGUUUGAGUUGUUAUUCUUCUUGGUGGGCAAUAAUGAUUUAGAGAAUAUGCAAGUGGUGGGGCUUUUGAAUGGUCCUUCCCCACUCACACCUUUCUAUCAAACUAGUCCUCUACUUUAUGUCUUAUACAAAGAAAGGUAUAGAAGUUGAUAAAUCUUCUGUCCUCUUACUCUAAA
This is a messenger RNA of Humulus lupulus (European hop), 3045 nucleotides long. Its product is annotated as urease. Gene Ontology annotation, cellular component: urease complex. The transcript is spliced from 18 exons. Bases 204 to 2717 code for a protein of 837 amino acids. Gene Ontology annotation, molecular function: nickel cation binding; urease activity. Lineage: Eukaryota; Viridiplantae; Streptophyta; Magnoliopsida; Rosales; Cannabaceae. The record is from RefSeq and is a predicted model, not a curated record. Gene Ontology annotation, biological process: urea catabolic process.